This is a messenger RNA of Vicia villosa (hairy vetch), 1720 nucleotides long. Its product is annotated as SKP1-like protein 21. Gene Ontology annotation, biological process: SCF-dependent proteasomal ubiquitin-dependent protein catabolic process. NCBI's taxonomy places the organism in Eukaryota, Viridiplantae, Streptophyta, Magnoliopsida, Fabales, Fabaceae. The coding region runs from base 425 to 1459 and encodes 344 amino acids. The transcript has 10 exons. Gene Ontology annotation, cellular component: cytoplasm; nucleus. Gene Ontology annotation, molecular function: cullin family protein binding. The record is from RefSeq and is a predicted model, not a curated record.
CCAAAAUCCCCUUUCUCUCUCUUCUUUCUCUCUCUUCUAUUCUAUCUAUCCAUUUCUGUUCAUCGCCGACAACCGCCAAUUCCCUCCAUUUCAAAGCAAUUCCUUCCCCCUCUCUCUGUUUUCAGCUUUCACUUUUUAUUUGGAAGGUGGUGAAUUAUUCUUCAUUCUGCUCUUUUGCAAGUGAAUGCUUGUUUUGCUUUUUUGCUUUGUGGUAAGGAGAUUUGUUUAUGACUGCAAAUACUUUGGUGAACAAUGUACAUUUGAGAAAUGUUGCUGCCACAGCUUAAUCUUGAAGGAAGAAGUAUUUAAAUGUGUUAUCUGAUUUUCUGGACUUGAAGGUUGAGUUUCUACCUCAGCGAAUACUGUUUACACCCUUCAAGAAACUUCAAAUAUCAACAGAUUUUAGUUUUCGGAUUGGUUUAAGAUGUCGGAAAUCGACAUGUCGGUUAUUAAACCAGAGAUGAUGAAGCCCUAUAUUUGGCUUCAGACUUCGGAUGGUUCCAUCCAACAGGUGGAACAAGAAAUUGCAAUGUUUUGCCCUUUCAUUUGUCAAGAAAUUAUACAAAAAGGCGCGGGUUCUUCCAAAAAUUGUGCCAUAUGCCUUCCUGAAAAAGUCACUCCUGCUAUGUUGAGUUUAGUUCUUGAUUAUUGUCGUUUCCAUCAAGUACCAGGUCGCUCCAACAAGGAGCGAAAGUCUCACGAUGAAAGAUUCAUAAGGAUGGAUACCAAACGGCUCUGUGACUUGACAUCUGCCGCAGACAGCCUUCAGUUGAGGCCGCUGGUUGAUCUUACAAGUCGCACACUUGCAAGAAUAAUUGAAGGAAAAUCGCCCGAGGAGAUACGGGAGAUAUUUCAUUUGCCGGAUGAUCUCACAGAGGAAGAGAAGUUGGAGCCUCUGAAAAACACAACCGAUGACCCGAGGAUAAGGCUUUUGAACAGGUUGUAUGCGAAAAAAAGGAAAGAGCUAAAAGAGCGUGGGAGGUUAAAGAAUGCUGAAUUAGAAGGAGAGCAUGUAGAUGAACGCUCCGUUGAUGACCUCUUGUCUUUUAUUAAUGGAAAUGAUGAAGAUUCAAAAGGGUCUAAAACUUCUAAGAGUAAAAAGAAAAAUAGAAGAAAAAAAGAGCAAAAGAAGAGCUCUCUUUUGACUGAAGUUUCCAAACCGAAAAAGGAGUUAAGUGAUUAUAGUUCUGUAUCUGAUAAAAUCGCUGGGACCUCAAAUAAUCAUACAGAAGAUGACACUUUUAGUCAUAAAGAGUUUGAUGAUGAAGAUGAUGGAGAUGAAGAUGAUGAGAUUGAUCCUGCACUACAGGAAAAAAUUGACAGGGAAGUAGAAGAUUUUGCCCGCCGUUUAAAUUCUGACUGGCCUGAAAGGAUGCAAGAAUUUUUAUCAUCAGGGCAAGAAAGGAAGUCGACGCUUUUUGCUACCAACGGGAAUGGUCUUCUGAGGCGAAAUAUUUGAAAGGACUGGACUCAGAAUGGAAAUGAAUAUGCACAAGCCUUACUCAUCUGGCCAACGGCUGGAACAAUUUUGAGAGUUGCUGACAAACACUAGAAAAGUGUGGCAUGUCAGUCGUUUUUAUUUUUCCGAUUUACUCCCUAACUUUAUUCCUGCACUUCAUUGUUAGUGCUUAGUCCAGGCGCAAUUUGAUGCUGCUGGGGGCUGUCUUAUUGUACUUUAUACGAAAGAUUCAGAAAUAAAAACUGUUUUCUGAGCUUGUAA